CCAGCUGGGAACUUCGGCUAUUGUUUUUCUUUAUUGCGAUGCAACUGUUCCCUCUUGUGUGUAUGUGUUUGACCACUAAGCUUGUUUGACCAAUCAAAUAAAACAGAAAGCAGCACCUAUUAGACACAUUGCACGAGGUUUUUUCCCGUAUAAUUGACGCAGCUUUCGCAUACCUCUGUAGUUAGGAUUUAUGGCACCCAUUCUCUGCUGAAUCCAAUUAUGGUUGGAAUCUACUGAAUCCAAGUGCAUGCUUACAAUUUGGCAGACGGCUAAUAAACCAAAUGCUGUAUUUAGCGCACAGGAUGAAAACAGUAAAAAGAUAGGAAACGUAGAAGAAAACUAUAAAGUAAAUGACCACUCUGACAUCUAGGAGACAUAUUAGAAAUUGAGCGCUUGUAAUUGAAACUGCAUCUGUUAUUAAAGCUAUCACGCAGAAAGAAAAAAAAAAAGCUUCGCUGUCCAAGUAUGUAAGCCCUUGCCCUCAAUCGAGGCGGCUGAAAUUGGUCAUUGGUUGUUCGCCAGCCAAGCGAAAGAGCUAAAGGGACGCGCGUUUUCUGUGCAAACAUGCAGUCGCUGUUUUCUUAUGUCUUACUCUUAAUUUCAGCAGUAUUGCUGGAAGUACCUAUCGCUUCAGGCAAAGCAAAACACCAACUGAAACACGAUGUCACGGAUGCAUUUAAGGUAUAUGAGGUAUUCCCUUACGCCAUUACCGCGUUUGAUUCGGAUGAUGAUGGAGAUCUGGACUGUGCGAUGGCUGUGCGGCAACAGCUCGAUGAGAACAAGAAGACUGCUACCUACGUAUUUGUGCUACCACCCGUUAACGGACGUCAAGCAGAGAACCACACCUACCAUGUAAAGGAAGGAUCAACAACCGACAAACCUGUCUUCACGGUGGAUGACGGUGCUGAUGGGGAGAAAACGGCGAAUGUGAUAUACAGCAACUACGAGGAUUGCGCCGUAGUGGACUUCCCGUUCAAGAUGAGACAAAGCUGUGGUCUAUGGGUCACCAAAGAUGUGUUGCACAGUUUUCCGCAGGAAUGCAUUGACCAGUUCGAGGACAACUGCGACAAGGCGGUCGCGGUGUUCGACGAUGAAACUUGCAAGAGUGUGUUCGACAAUAUCUAGUGCACUUUUCAAGUGCGUGUAUUUUCACGAGUGUUCGGUCAUUAGUACCGAAUAAUAAAUUG
Molecule: messenger RNA, 1187 nt
Organism: Dermacentor andersoni
Lineage: Eukaryota; Metazoa; Arthropoda; Arachnida; Ixodida; Ixodidae
Biological process (GO): symbiont-mediated perturbation of host defenses
Molecular function (GO): amine binding
Source: RefSeq, a predicted model, not a curated record